ACCAUCGCGACCGCGACACGGCCAUGACCGCGACCGCAACCACCUCCUAUCGAAUUCGCAUGCAGCCGUACAAUUGCAGAUGCUUGGGUGCAGAUGGAUAGAUAGAGUGGCAGCAGAUAUAUUGGCUACGUAGAGUAUAGCAUGUAGGUAGGUGGAACAGAUAUUAUUGAACGGUAGCUAUGGUCACCUUCCAACGUCGUCAUCGCCACCACGCGUUGGUGGAGAGGAGGAGGAGGUGCUCGCGAUGCGCAGGGUUCGAUUUCCUUGGGAGGGGGGAGGGGGCGGGCCACCUUGCAGUAACCGCAGACGUGGUUUAUUCGAUUGGCGGCGGGUGGGGGAUGGUCGUGGUGGUGGGAACAUGUGCGUGUGGGAUGUGGCAGCCGGAAGGAAGCAAAGGAUGGAAUGGCGAGGCGAGGCAGGCCUGCGUGGGGAUAUCUGCUCCUGUGAUUCGUCUUUCCAUCCGACCACCACCAGCCCGGACGGGCUGUCGAACUGGGGGCCGAGGGGGAGGGGGUGGAGUGGCAGCGCAUGGCAUGGGGAGGGGGGAUGGGUGGAUGGAUGGCCAUGGCUGGAACGAACGAACCUCCUCAGCGCAUAGCAUGGCAUGGGUGGUCAUGGCUGGAGCGAACGUCCUCAACGCGGUGCUCGUGCGGGUGAGGAGGGGAUCCGGAGCCGGCGAGAGCAUGGCAAGCCGGAAUCAGGGCGCAGCAGCCGCACUGCCGAGUCGAUACCUACGGAGGGUAAGUAUGGCUCUCUCGAGGCGGAAAGGGAGGCGCAACGGAGGGAACGAGCGAACGAACGAACGGGGAGACCAACGGAUGCGCGUCGAGCAGGGCGCGCGUGGAGUGCUUUGUGGAGUGAAGCUGUGGUGGGUGGAGUGAAGUGAAGUGUUGGUGCUGGUGCUGGUGCGAGUGUUCGUGCUGAUGCUGGUGCUUCUAGGUUGUUGUGAUUG
Molecule: messenger RNA, 952 nt
Organism: Tricharina praecox
Lineage: Eukaryota; Fungi; Ascomycota; Pezizomycetes; Pezizales; Pyronemataceae
Exons: 1
Coding region: 180-881 (233 amino acids)
Source: RefSeq, a predicted model, not a curated record